AUGACCAAAGUGGUACCAACAUCACAAGAUAACACCACGGAUGCCUCGGGUGGAGAUGACAGGCAAGAACUUGUUGAAUGCAGGGAAUCGGUUUCUGCAAAGAAGCCAGUUUCUCUUGCAGGAUGUUUCUCAAUGAGAGUGGUCAUCAUUAUUUUGAUCAUUUCUUUAUUGCUCACUUGUUCCUUGUUUAUUUGGCUUGCUUCUUUUAUUGGCUCUAGAAACACGGUCAAUGAACUCACUACCAAUCUCAUUGAACAAGUGGGAAAGAAGAUUUUAGUAUUCUUGAGUGGUGAAAUUUCCCCUAUUGCUGGUUUAGCUCGUACUCUUGCCAACGAUUUCAAUUUAGGAAUUGUGGGAAGACGACCUCCCUUUGAGUAUUUGUUUGCCAAAAAUGUCAUUUAUAGACCUUCAGCCGUUGGAUUGUUUUUCCCUACGGAAAUGUACAGUUACUUUAACCUCACAUUCUUUCCUGAUGGUAUUCCCAAGCAAACGUUUACCAUUUAUAUUAAACCAAAAGAUAUGGUUGGAAUUGAGCAAUGGUAUUGUGAUGAAAAAGAUGGUUCCAUUUUGAGCCUCGCAUAUAACGAAACCAAGCCUUUAAAUAUUUACUCUCUUGCUUAUUGGGUCACUAGCUUCAAAUACUAUGACCAACUUGGUGUUGACGGAGUGUAUGGGGAUCCUUAUAUUGUCAUUAAUUCAACUGCUUGUAUCUACUAUACAGCAAAGUUGUAUGAUCCCGUCGCAUAUAUAGCCAAUCGAACCAAAAAUGUUGUUGGUAUUUCAAAAGUCAACCUGUCUCUGCUUAAUAUUGAAAAGUAUCUCACAAGCUUGUCAUUACUUGGAAGAGGUUAUGUUUUGGUUUCAGAAUACAAUGAUUUGGUUAUUGGUGGAUCUAUUAAUACCACAGCUCUUAACAAAAUCUCUCGUGUUUCCUUGUUUGAGCUCACUGACAAGAAUGCUGGAAAAUUAAUGUCAGAUAUCAAAAAACAGUAUGGAAAAAUGUCUGAAACUCCUCAGAGCUUUGAAAUUAAUAGUCUAGGAAUUGAUUACAUGAUACGUCGAAUGGAGUUUGUAUUGGAAAACAUCCGUUGGAAUGUUUAUCUAAUUGUCUACACUGAGGAUGUAUCCAAAACAACUACCAUCAAUACUGCCAUCUCAGCUGGAGUUGCUACUGCUGUCAUCAUUGUUGGAUUAUUACUAAGUAUAGUAAUUGGACGAGUAAUCACAGGACCUUUGACAUACUUGGAAAAACAAUUCAUGAAAAUCAAAAAAUUUGAUCUCGUUAAUGUUAAAUUCACUUCCAGUAGAUUUAAGGAAAUCGAUUCAAUUUAUGAAGAUCUUCAUGAAAUGGUAAUUUGGUUAAACGAAUUCAAAAGCUUUUUGCCAGAAACAAUUUUCAAUCAACUCAGAAACAUGGAAGGUGACCAAGACAAGCCAAAUGGCAAGACCAAUGAUAGUAAUGAAAAUAGCAAGCUUGAGAGAAAUGAAACAGGCAUUGGGUCAUCAAGUUCAGCUCAUACAUCUUCAUACAAAUCGAAUCAUCAAGAGAGCAAGAAUAGUCUUCAUGCUGAAGGUGGUGCAAUUUCCUUGUUCAAACUUGGUCUUCAUGAAAAAGAUGUGAGUGUUGUAAGCAUUCAAAUUUGUAACAUGUGCAAACACAUGUCAUCUUUGGAGAUUGGUAACAUCUUUGCCAAAAUAGCUACCGGAUUAAGCACUCUUUCCAAAACCAUGCAGUCAGAUUUGCAAAUUUUGUCUGUCGAUGAGUAUCAAUGCUCAUUUGUCGCCAAUGGUAAAAAGAAACCUAAUGUGUCUGCUUUAGAGGCGGCUUUGAAAAUUUCAAAAACUCUCGCUAAUAUUCUAAAGGGAUAUGAGGGAGUUAAGGUUUGUAUUGGUGUUACGACAGGAAAAACACAAGUUGGUAAUUUGGGCACAAAUUCUUUACGAUUCUACUCUAUCGUAGGCCCACUUCUUUCCAAUGUAAAAAAACUCUUAUCUCUAUGCUUAGCGACUGGAUGUACCGUAUUGGCAGAUUCUCAUACCAUGACAUCAGAUGCUAGGAAUGCAUUUGUCAGUAGACCUGUAGAAAGAUUAAUGCUUGAAAAUGAAAAAUUUGAUCAAUCCAUUUCAUCUAUUCAUGAAAUUAUCAAGGAAAAUAGCUUCGAAAAAGAUGAAUGGAUGUACGAAUUGGAGCAACAAAAAGCAAAUUCUAGGUUUAAGGACUUUGAGGUGGCCUUUUCUAUCUUUGAAUCGUCCAUUCAGUCGAUUGGAAAUAAUGCAAUGGAUCAUCUUUCCAAGUCUGAAAACAUUCUCAAAGAACAUUUGAAAAAUUAUCCUGACGAUUAUGCCAUUACCAAUCAUAUCCUACAAAUAUUUGAACAAAUUCGUUCUAAGACUUCGCAGCAAAAUGGAGAUAUUGCAAGUGUAUUGACUACUUAUCGUGCUGAAAUGAGCAAGUGCUUCAAGUACGAAGCUAGUUCUUUGUCAGACUUGUUAGAAUUAGGGUCAACCACUUGCAAUUAA
Molecule: messenger RNA, 2520 nt
Organism: Naegleria lovaniensis
Lineage: Eukaryota; Heterolobosea; Eutetramitea; Acrasida; Naegleriidae
Exons: 4
Coding region: 1-2520 (839 amino acids)
Source: RefSeq, a predicted model, not a curated record